AAUGCACCGGGUCAGCAACGGCGGAGGCCGUUGCCCGCCAUGCACCGCGGCCGCCGCGUCUCGGACGGGACAGGGUGGGGUUAUUUCCCCGCAGGAAACCCGAAGGAGGAGCUGUGGGGUCACAGACGCUUUUGUGGGGUUUGGUUCGUCCGCGACAAAAAGAAUGUAGCCUUGAAAGGACACCCGUUGCCCUUAAAAAAUAUGGCCGAAUCGGGCAUUUACAUGGAGGGGUCCGGAGACUGCCAUCUUUUUUAAGGGCAGCCACCCAGCCGCUGCUUUUUCUUCCUGUCUCGAAGGUUGUCAUGGUGGCAACCAUAACUGUUCAGGGCAUGAACCUUCACCAGCACCAUUUCGGAGAAGGGCAAGGGGAGUGUCAAAGGGCAACUACAAUGACUGCCGGCAGGCGGCUGUGCAGAGCCAGACUCCGUGAUGUGCUCAUCAUUUUGAUGGUCUGUAUGAUGCAGAUGUGGAUGGUUUCCUCACAAGGUUUUCACGGCCAUGGACAUUCUCAUGAGGACUUGCACCACGGCCACAGCCACGCUGACCACGGCCACACACAUGAGCAUAUUUGGCAUGGCCAUGGUCACGCUCAUGAGGACCAUCAUCAUGAACACAGCCAUGCUCACCAUGACUUCCACCACGGGCACGAAGAUUUGCAUCAUGGGCACAGUCACGGGCAUGAGGAUCCACAUCACGGGCACAGCCACUCCCAUUUCCAUGAGGAUUCCCACCAAGGUCUUCAUGGCCAUUCGCACCAGGACCAUGCCAGUGGUCCCAACCAGGCCAAAUCUUUACACACGCAUGAGAAGGUGUCCCUGAGAAGAGAGAAACUGGAGCCCGUGCAGCUGUGGUCAUACGCCAUCGGGGCCACGCUCCUUAUCAGCGCUGCCCCCUACUUCAUCCUCUUCCUGAUUCCCGUGGAGUCGAACACCUCCCAGCACCAGGCCCUGCUCAAACUGCUGCUCAGCUUUGCCUCGGGGGGCCUCCUGGGGGAUGCCUUCCUGCACCUCAUUCCUCAUGCGCUGGAGCCUCACUCCCAUCACGCAGAUGGAGCCGGACACGUGCAUUCCCACGGGAAGCCGGCUGGCCAUGGACACUCUCACCAGGGUCCUGAGCACCAGCAUAUGAUGUCAGUCGGCCUCUGGGUUCUCGGUGGCAUUGUGGCAUUCCUGGUGGUCGAGAAGUUUGUCCGACACGUCAAAGGAGGCCAUGGACAUGGGCACAGUCACGCAGUCCCUGCAGCUGCCAAAGCCAAGUGCAGUGACGAUGAGGAAGAGAAAGAGCCCACCCAAAGGUCCUCGGAGAAAGCUGCCCCCAAGAGGAAGGAGAAGACGCCAGAGUCUGCCAUGCGUGUCGCAGGGUACCUAAACCUGGCCGCUGACUUUGCCCACAACUUCACGGACGGCUUGGCACUGGGGGCCUCGUUCUUGGCGGGCAGCACUGUGGGGGCCGUCACCACCCUGACUGUGCUGCUGCACGAAGUCCCCCACGAGGUGGGCGACUUUGCAAUCCUCGUGCAAUCCGGCUGCAGCAAGAGGAAGGCAAUGAAGCUGCAGCUGGUGACAGCCCUGGGGGCGCUGGCAGGCACAGUUUGCUCCCUGUUGGCCGAGGGUGUGGGAGAGGCGGCCACCGCCUGGAUCCUCCCCUUCACCGCCGGAGGCUUCAUCUACGUGGCCACCGUCUCAGUGAUCCCGGAGCUCCUGCGGGAUUCAGGGCCCGUCCAGUCCCUGCUUGAGGUGCUGGGCCUCGUGGCUGGUGUGGCUAUGAUGGUCUUCAUCGCCCAGUACGAGUAGGGCAGGAGGACUAUGAUGGUUUGGGAAGUAAAGGGGAUAGCCGCAACCAUUCCUUCCCAGGAGAGAACACAGGCAUUCGUGGCUCCUGCCUCCCUUGGCUUUGGCCUGCUGACAAGCAGAGAGUAGAACCCAAGAGCCCCACUACCCAGCCCCACCUCUGCUCCCCUAACCUGCCUUUGCCCUGAGAAUUCAGACCUCUGCCCCAGUUACUGACCAGGAGGUGCUGUGCAGAGCACUCUCUUAGGUCUCCAAAGGGCUGACUCCUUGGCUCAAGGUGGAGAUGGUGGGACUGGGGCUUCAUCUUGGGGUCAUGUGGAGGGUGAGAGCCCACCCGAGCCCUCUUGCGUGUGGUUGGGGGGUGGGAGCUUCCUUUCUUAUUUAUCCUGACCCCCAGGUUACUGUAGGGGAUAGAAGAAAAGAAUUUACAAGGGACCACAAAAUAGAAGCAGCAGCCCAGGUGAAUGUUGGUGUAGGUGGGUGGAAAUCAGGAUUCAGGGCGCAGUGGGUGAGGGUGAUGGGAUGUGGGUUGGUGUUUGGGGACGAAUGGAUUUAGUUGCUGGUAUCCAAACAUGGGGGUGCUCUAGAACCCUCCAACGCAGACCGCAAGUGUCGUGAGCUCCAGAGGGCAAUGGUGAAGCCCCCCUCUUCCUCUGUCCUCCCCCCACCCCCGAAAAUAGCCAAAGGGCACCAGAGAUGAGAACUCUGCGCGUGUGCACUUUUGCUGCUGUAUGUAGUGCCACUCCCUGUCCAGACCACGCUUUUCCUUAGGAGGGGGUUUCCACUGCUGGAGGUUGCUAGGGAUUCUGGUUUAUACUCUGGGGAGAGUUUCUGUGUACACAUUUCGUAUUUUCUUGUUUUUGCAUUUUUGUAGGGUCAAGGGACAUUCUCUGGGGCAAUGAUUGUAAUGGGUGUGUCUGUAAUUAAAAAAAUAAAGAAUUCCAUGCUGAAAA
This is a messenger RNA of Hemicordylus capensis (graceful crag lizard), 2743 nucleotides long. RefSeq names its product solute carrier family 39 member 7 (gene SLC39A7). NCBI's taxonomy places the organism in Eukaryota, Metazoa, Chordata, Lepidosauria, Squamata, Cordylidae. Gene Ontology annotation, molecular function: zinc ion transmembrane transporter activity. The transcript has 8 exons. Gene Ontology annotation, cellular component: membrane. The record is from RefSeq and is a predicted model, not a curated record. Gene Ontology annotation, biological process: zinc ion transmembrane transport; intracellular zinc ion homeostasis. Bases 303 to 1793 code for a protein of 496 amino acids.